CGGGCAUAUUCCUCCAUGUUGUUUGUUGUCGUCGUCAAGAUAGCUGCGUGACGUCAUCUCAGCGCGCCGCCCGGACCUGCUGUUGUGGUUGAAAGUCGCGUCGUCCACUCGUUGGGUCUUAUUCUCCUGAACCAGGAUGCCUCUACCUGCGGCACUGCUGGCCCGCUUGGCCAAGAGAGGGAUUGUGAGACAGUCGGAUCAAGAGGUAGAUGAGGAGAUUAUUGCUGAAGAUUACGAUGACAACAACGUAGAUUACGAAGCGGGCAGAGUAGAGAAUCUUCCUCCGAACUGGUACAAAGUGUUUGACACAGCUUGUGGUCUUCCUUAUUACUGGAAUGUGGAGACAGAUUUGGUGGCCUGGCUGUCCCCAAAUGACCCAUCUGCAGUGGUAUCGAAGGCUGCCAAGAAGAUAAGAGUUGAUGUCCUGUCACCUGAGACAUCAGAAAUCAUUGCAGUUGAUGGAGGAGGAGGAGGAGGAGGAGCAGAAGAAAAAACCAUCGAGAGGCAGUUCGAGAAGCUGGAUAGAGAGCGAGAGCGGGAGAGAGAGCGAGAGAGAGAGCGAGAGCGCGAGAGGGACGAGGCGAGGGACAGAGACAGAAGGAAGCCGAGGAGGGAGGACGCCGCACCGUACAGCAAGAACAAAAGAGGUAGAAAAGAAGACGAGAUGGACCCCAUGGAUCCAAGUGCUUAUUCUGAUGCUCCGAGGGGGUCGUGGUCCACCGGGCUGCCCAAGCGUAACGAAGCAAAGACGGGUGCAGACACCACGGCGGCAGGGCCCCUGUUCCAGCAGCGGCCGUACCCGAGUCCCGGAGCCGUGCUUCGGGCUAACGCAGCCAAUAAAAUACCCAAGGAAUGAGCUUCUGUCCCAGGACGAGGACGCAGCUCUUCUUUGCUUUGCUCCCAUCUUUACAUUAAUGACUGACAGCUUUUCAUUAAGAUUUCUUUCCAUUGUGAAAUAAGUUUAACGGGUCAAACUGGGGGCAUUUAUACUUUUGUCGAGCAGCUGUAAAUAUGUUUUUAUAUCACCUGAAGAUUGCCCCCCUCUUGUUAUUAGAACAACUACUGGGCAUCAUUUGCUAAUAAAUCUAAAGAUGACUGUGAAAAUGA
Molecule: messenger RNA, 1107 nt
Organism: Platichthys flesus (European flounder)
Lineage: Eukaryota; Metazoa; Chordata; Actinopteri; Pleuronectiformes; Pleuronectidae
Gene: pqbp1
Product: polyglutamine binding protein 1
Exons: 8
Coding region: 137-856 (239 amino acids)
Biological process (GO): alternative mRNA splicing, via spliceosome
Cellular component (GO): nuclear body; cytoplasm
Molecular function (GO): protein binding; ribonucleoprotein complex binding
Source: RefSeq, a predicted model, not a curated record